AUGGCAACUCCAGCCCGCGACAUCAGCCGGCUGGUGUCUGCGGAGGCCGACCGCGUGUACCUUUGCGCUCGGCAGUGGGACGCGGCGCGCGCUCUGGGCGGCCCCUUCGGCCCUCGGUCAAACGUGGAGCGCCGCGGCAUGAUAUCGCGCCUGACGGCCGAAGGUGGCGCCGAGUUUGCUGCCGGCGCGCCGGCGGCCGCGCUCGACGCCGUCAUCUACUGUACCGGUUACGAGUACCGGCUGCCCUUCCUUGACCUGCAGGCGCUCGGCCUCAGCACGGAGCAGCAGCGCGUUGCGCCGCUCUUCCAGCAUCUGUUUGUGCCAGCCUAUGGCCCUGGCAUAGCUUUCAUCGGCCUGCCGUUUCGCGCAGCUUCCUUCCCGCUGUUUGAGCUCCAGGCAAAGCUCUGCGCACGCCUGCUGUCCGGCCGCGCGUCCCUGCCGCCCCCUGAGGAGAUGGCGGCCUGGGUGGAACGCGAGGAGGCACGUCGAGUGGCCGGGGGCCGGCCGCCGGGGGCGACCCACCGCUUUGACCACCGGCAGAUGGCGCACCACAAAUGGCUGGCCAAGAGCUGCGGCCCAGACGUGCAACGGGUGCCGGACUGGACGGCCGCGGCGCUGCACGCGUACUGGGCGGCAGCUUGGGCGGCGUUCGCGGUGCAGCAGUGGGCGCGGGCGCUGUCGCGGUUGCUGAGCGCGCGCAAGGCUGUGUAG
Molecule: messenger RNA, 711 nt
Organism: Monoraphidium neglectum
Lineage: Eukaryota; Viridiplantae; Chlorophyta; Chlorophyceae; Sphaeropleales; Selenastraceae
Exons: 4
Coding region: 1-711 (236 amino acids)
Molecular function (GO): flavin adenine dinucleotide binding; NADP binding; N,N-dimethylaniline monooxygenase activity
Source: RefSeq, a predicted model, not a curated record